AUGGGCGUUCCUCUUUACAAAUACACGGCGGUGCUCUCUCUCCCGACCCGUGACGUGCAAGCAGUGUUCACUGCAAACACGCUACAGGGACUCUCACAGCAGCUGGGCUUAUGUCCAGACACGAUUCACCGGCUGGUCGUCAAAGGUGACAAUACAGGUUAUAAGAAACUGGUGCCUUUCAGUAUCAAGCGGGAGGCGUUGCCGAAGGCCAUCAUGACGUCGAAACCUGCAAACAUGAACGGUUGGAAGGUUCCGCCCAUGGGUGGUGGUCCGACGCCGGUUACCCAGACUCCCAUUGCCGGCGUCUGGACGAGCAAAGUGAACGAGGAUACCCGGUCGGUGAUCGUUAUGGCAAAAAAAGGUGGACUUUUCCGGGAAAGGGAGGGGGAAAGAAAGGGUCAAGGAUUUUCUGCCUGUAGAACAACUGAAGAUGCUCGGUCGGUUCAAGGGAUGCAAGAUGGGUUGACUCCCUGCCGAUCCGGAGGCCAAGCGAAGGAGGAACUCCCUCCAUUUGCUCACGACACCCUCGAAGUCCUCAACCAGUGCUUUACUCAGUUGCGCGCAAUGGAUGGCUCCCAAAAGAAGAUCAAUGUCGCUUUCGGACGUGUCCUCGCCGGCUACGCGUCUCCCACAUCUUCAAUUGGAUGUGCUGCCCAAGACCGCAAUGGACGCAAACCCAUGCUCAACUCUGUUCACAGAAGACUUGAAGAGGGCUUUUCGUAUAUCCUGCCGACUGCUUCCCGGCUCCAGUGGGUGCCCUUCUAUACAACCUGUUGCACGCAGUGCCAAAGAAGUUUCGGCACGAAUGGGGCAGGGUAUAAGACACAUAUUGGGGCGCUUCAAUCAGAGCCGCUCCCAGAGUGGCCCUUCGAGGCCUGGACAUCACCAUAUGGGGCACGUGCAAUCCGCCCUUGA
This is a messenger RNA of Fimicolochytrium jonesii, 915 nucleotides long. RefSeq lists its product as uncharacterized. Bases 1 to 915 code for a protein of 304 amino acids. The record is from RefSeq and is a predicted model, not a curated record. The transcript is spliced from 4 exons. Lineage: Eukaryota; Fungi; Chytridiomycota; Chytridiomycetes; Spizellomycetales; Powellomycetaceae.